AUGGACCCCAGACCCCACAGGCUGCUGCUCUGCGGGCAGGAUAAUGCAUCAAGGUGCGAUGGAGUCUUCAACAUGGAGAGGACCAGAUCCUCAAAGUUUCCAAGGGAUAGCCACCCGCUCCAGCCUGUGGUGGAUAUCCACCCCCCUGAGAAGGAAAGCCUCCGGCUGGGGCUGGGUAGCCACCAGCCUGGGGAGGGAAGCCCCCUGCUGCGGGAGGGUAGCCACCUGCUGCGGGAGGGUAGCCACCUGCUGCGGGAGGGUAGCCAACAGCUUGAGGUGGGUAUCCGCCUGCCUGGGGAGGGUAGCCGCCUGCCUGGGGAGGGUAUCCGCCUGCCUGGGGAGGGUAACCGCCUGCCUGAGGAGGGUAGCCACCUGCCUGGGGAGGGUAGCCGCCAGCUGCUGGAGGGUAGCCGCCUGACUGGGGGGGAUAUGCCCCUGGCUGAGGAGGGUAGCCACCGGCCUGUGGUGGGUAUCCGCCUCCUUGCGGGGGGUAUCCUGGAUGAUGGGAGCCACCUCCCGGGCCUCUCUCAACAGGGUGCAAGGAUGUUUGCCAAGCUUAUCUGCUACAGCUCUGUCCAUUCUGAGGCUGCCUCCUGGGACACAAUGUGUAAAGCUCGACCCAAAGGUGAAGGCUUGACCCCAUAUCAGGGAAAGAAGAGGUGUUUCGGUGAAUAUAAGUGCCCUAAAUGCAAGAGAAAGUGGAUGAGUGGGAACUCCUGGGCCAACAUGGGACAAGAAUGUAUCAAGUGUCACAUCAAUGUUUAUCCUCACAAGCAGAGACCUCUGGAAAAACCGGACGGCUUGGACGUCUCUGACCAGAGCAAGGAGCAUCCACAACACCUGUGUGAAAAGUGUAAAGUCCUCGGCUACUACUGCCGUCGUGUGCAAUAACAUGCUCUGCCUGCCUGAGACAUUCCUUCAAAAUCAUAUAAAAAAUGGAAGGAAAUAUUUCAGUUUCUUAAACAAAACAUAUUAAAGAAUACUUAUUGUAGACGUACAUCUAAUUUUUUACUUUUGGGGUAUAUCCUCCGACGGUUGGUAUAAGAGGCUCUUUCUAUCUAACAGCCUUUAUCUUUGUGUGAGUAUUAAUUUCAGAUGUUUACUAUGAACCAUGAAUCCUUCCAACUGUGAAUGGAGAAGUUUUGGCUCUUUCACUUCGAGUGGCGUAAAACAUCUCAGAGGAAGAUUCUGCUACAUGUUGUUUGUAUAUUUCUUUUUAGAAAUAACUUAACUGAUUUUUUUUCUGUAUAAAAUAUGCAAGUUUUUACAAAGAAAUGUAUACAGUUUUAAUAUCCAUCUGCAAUACUGUCUGUAUUAUAACCAUUAAUGGAUAUAUUUUGAAUAUAGAAGCCAUACUUUUUUUGUUGAAUGUUACACUUUGGAAAAGAAUCUUAGUCAACUAUUCAUCCUAACUUUUUUUUUAUUGUUAUUAUAUGCAUUGUGCUACAAUUUGAUUUGAACACACCUGGCAGGUAGGUCAUGGUGAAUAUAUGAGUAAUCUUUUCUUUAUUGACAAAGGUAAUCAGAGCAGCUUUAUCUUGGCACAUGGUGCUGAAUACAAAGUGCCUUUUAUGGGUUGGCAUAUAGAUAUUCGGAAUAAGAAGAAAAAUAUAUUGUCACACAAAGGCUGCAAGUGCUUGUUGCCUCUUAGGAUAUAUUUUAUUUUUUUGUGGUUGUAGUAUAAAUUGAUUUAGUUUGGAAUAACCUUUUGACUUCUGCUUAAGAUGAUGUGAACAUCUAUUUAAUGUGCCUAUAUUCGAAUAACUUGUGU
Molecule: messenger RNA, 1771 nt
Organism: Menidia menidia (Atlantic silverside)
Lineage: Eukaryota; Metazoa; Chordata; Actinopteri; Atheriniformes; Atherinopsidae
Source: the annotation of a GenBank genome assembly